This is a messenger RNA of Alternaria burnsii, 1008 nucleotides long. RefSeq lists its product as uncharacterized. The transcript is spliced from 2 exons. Gene Ontology annotation, molecular function: protein binding. Bases 1 to 1008 code for a protein of 335 amino acids. The record is from RefSeq and is a predicted model, not a curated record. Lineage: Eukaryota; Fungi; Ascomycota; Dothideomycetes; Pleosporales; Pleosporaceae.
AUGAUGCGCAAAGUUGUACCACGCAGCGUUGGUAUUGACACAGAUCGUGGUUUCUUACCGAAUCUCCCCCCACCAUAUACAUUUACAGGUGCACGACCUGAGCAGACAAGGACAAAAACCUCCGACUUCACAACGACCAGCACAAUUCUAGUGGGCUCCGAACUCACACCCUUCCAAAUUCACACUAGCCUCCUUAUAUCGAAAUCCUCCUACUUCCGCGCCGCACUCAAUGGCCCGUUGGUAUUCAUAGAAUCAGAAACCAACAGUACAACACUUGACGAUGUCUCUGUUGAGCACUUCCAAAUCCUCGUCACCUGGCUCUACACCUCCAUUCUGUCCACUCCUUUCAAAGACGAAAAGCCAGCAUACUAUACUCUCCUCCAUGUCUACGCUCUGGCCGAUCGACUAGCUCUAGAAGGCGCCAGGAAUGCUGUCGUGGACGCGAUUAGCGAUCUAGCUGAUGAGACGAAUAGUGUCCUGACACCUUCUGAUACUCGUAUUCUGUACGAAGAAAUUCGUGAUUCGUCACCCUUACGCACCCUCGUUCUCGAUCUCUUCGCUUUCAAGAAAACGGAUCGAUUGAUAGACUCGCACGGGGAUUGGUGGCACGAGGAUUUUCUUCGCGAUCUGACUGUGCAUUUGAAGAGGCCAUGUGCGCAGGCUAUGCAGAGGCAUCGGUUGCGGAUGUGGUGUCCGGUAUCGUGGCAUACUACUCGUGCUUGCGACUGUUGUGGCAUCGUGCUGCCACCUAGGUUUGGGGCGGUGGCUUGUGAAGACUGUUGUGUUGCGUUUUGUACACGGUGUGUGGAGGGCAGUGUUGCAAUGGCAAGGUGGGAGGAUGGGAGAGGGAGACUCGAGGUUUUAGAGGAGCAGGAAGAUGUUGCAGGUGGUGUAACCGGGGAGGUAAAGAAAUGGGACGCAUGUAAGCCAUGGAGGGGAGCAAGGUGUGCGCUUUAUCAUGAGCAUGCUGAGACAGAGAGUUGUGCAGAUGUCUUUCUGGGGAGAUGA